AUCACAUGAAGAGAUAUCGAGCAGAAGACUAGGUGGGCUCUCUUCUCCAAAUCAAAUCUGCUGGAUCUGGUAUAAUUUUAAAAGCAGGACCCAUAUUUAAGAAGAAGCCUUAAAGAAGAGGGCUGGAGAGCAGCCCAUCUUGUUCAAGAAUGGCAGGAAAUCCUACAAAAUGUUCAAGCAUUAACAUACCACGAACUGUUUUCUCAUUAUGCAUCUUGAUUGUCCAGAUUGGUGCAUUUUCUUUACAGAAUUGCACGGUUCAAGAUGAGACUUUCCAGUUGAAAGUUCUAUGCUACAAAAUGGGCUUCUUUAAGGUUCCUGCAGAGAUACCCAACAAGGUCAAAUAUUUAGACAUUUCCUUCAACUCCAUUUCAGAAAUCCAAGUCAAAGACUUUGAGGACAUUUGGAACUUGAGUCAUCUGAACUCAUCGAACAACCACAUCUCAAGAAUACAAGACGGUACAUCUCAACAUUUUCCCAAUUUGACCAAUCUUAAUCUGGCCAACAAUAGGCUGAAAAGGCUGUCAGGAGGUCUGCUGCAGGGACUAACCAAGUUGCAGGCGCUUCGUCUUGAUGGUAAUGUAAUUGAAAGCAUCGACCCACAUGCUUUCAACACCGUUUCCAGUUUAAAGGUGUUGAACCUCACAAAAAAUAAGCUCCAGCAGAUUCACAGAGUCCAACCUGUGCUUGCAUCACCAAGUUUGGAAGAAUUAUUGGUUGGAAGCAACGGUUUUGACACAUUUAACUCAUAUGAGCUGUCAAGGAGAUCACUGACAGUGACAAAAAUGGAUUUUUCUAACAAUCCUUUGACUACCUUCCAAAUAACGGACAACAUUUUCUCUGUUCUAGACUACCUUGAUAUGUCACACUGUGGUCAAAAUACAUCAAUGCUGUGGAACAUUACAGACAAGGCCUUUCUGAAUUCAGUAAGAACACUUAACUUGAGUGGGGUCCACAUUCCAGGGGAGAGCAUAACUGCAUUACUUCAGAACUCAUCUUGGGCUUCACUGAAUAAGCUAAGAUUAAAUGAAAUCAAGGGGGUGAAAGUAGAAGCUCUUCUACAGGCUGCAUGCUCACCUGAACUUAACGUAUUACGUCUGAAGGGCAACAACAUCUCAACGCUGACCAAUUAUAUGUUUCAACACUGCUUCAACUUGACAGAGCUAGACUUAGCUGAUAAUGAAAUAUCUAUUGUUUCUGCACCUGUAUUCAAAGGACUAACACAGCUAAGGAAACUGCAACUACAGCUCAAUAGACUGUCCCAGGUCAACAAUUCAUUUCAAAUGAUCCCAACACUUGAGUUUAUAGACCUGAGUAGAAACAGAAUUGAUAAGCUAAGCUGUUAUGACUUUACCAAUUUGACACAGCUGACCCACCUCUACUUGUACGGCAACAGAAUUUCGGAAAUUAGAUCCUGCCUGUUCAAAGAUUUGCAGCAUCUUGAAAUCCUAAAGCUGGGAACUAAUCAUUUAUUGACUAUUGGCAGUGCUUUCGAACAUGGCCCACAAUCCUUGAUGGAGCUACAACUGGCAAACAAUAAGUUAAGCGCAGUCACAAAUGGAACAUUCAAGAGUUUGUCUAAUCUUAGAGUCUUGGACAUGUCUAACAAUCAGAUUUUCGAGAUUGAAGGCCAAGCAUUCUCAGGGCUUAUAAACUUAGCUCAUCUGCAACUUUCUUCAAACAGGAUAACAGAGGACACGAUUAAAAAAGAUCCAACAGUGUUUUUAGGCAUGCCUAAGUUAGAACUGCUGGAGCUGUUCAGCAAUUUCAUUCAAUUUAAGGAAACUACGUUGCACCUACCUCCUUUUGUACAUUUAAAGUCACUCAAAAUUCUGUCUAUUCAUAGUCAACGACGGGGUGUAGGUAAAAUACCUUCAAACCUGCUUCAAGGUUUAAGCUCCUUGAAAAUGUUCUACGGUGGAAGCAUGGACCUUCAAUAUCUGCAUCCCGAUACGUUUAACUCCACCCCUAAACUGUGGUUUUUGGACCUCUCAAAGAAUGCAUUUGGAAAUGAGCAGUCAAUCUCUGCAGAAGUUUUCCAUCCCAUACAGCAGCUGACAAAGCUCAUCCUCAAAAGGUCUCAGCUUCAUUCCCUCAAUUUCCUGUUAGAUGCAAACCUCUCCAGACUGUCAGUCUUAAGAGCUUCUGAAAAUACACUAGAUGUCAUCAACAAGACAUUGAUUCAGUCUCUGCCUCGGCUGAGGUACCUUGACCUGGAAAAAAACACCUUCACUUGUGACUGUAGCAAUGCUUUCUUCAUUGACUGGGCUAUGAAAAAUAACAAUACCCAGGUUGUCUACCUGAGCAAGUACGCUUGCAGCUACCCACCUUCACUAAGAGGCAAGUACCUUGCAGACCUCAAUACUGACUCUUGUAGUGUGAAUGUGGAUUUUAUCUGCUUUGUCUGCAGCUCUGCUGUUGUCAUCAUCACCCUUUUGGUCUCUUUUGUCCAUCACUUCCUGUACUGGCAAGUGAUCUAUGCAUACUACCUAUUCCUUGCCUUUGUGUAUGACAGCAAGAAGAAACAGAUGCACCACCAACAUGAGUUCCAGUAUGAUGCCUUUAUUUCCUACAACGCCCAAGAUGAACCAUGGGUUGUUGAGGAGCUAGUGCCCAAUCUGGAGGGUGAUCAGGGCUGGAGACUGUGUCUACAUUACAGAGACUUUGAGCCAGGAAGACCCAUCAUGGACAACAUCAUGGACGGAAUAUACAGCAGUCGUAAGACCAUUUGCUUGAUCACCCACAAUUACUUGAGGAGCAACUGGUGUUCCAAAGAAAUUCAGAUGGCUAACUUCAGGCUUUUUAAUGAUCAGAAGGAUGUGCUGAUCCUGGUAUUCCUGGAGGAUAUUCACACCUGCCAUCUGUCUCCUUACUAUCAAAUGCGUAAGCUGGUGAAGAAGAAAACCUACCUUAAAUGGCCCAAACCUGGAGAUGAUACCAGGGUCUUCUGGCAGAAACUGAGACAGGCUUUAGAGACCAAGGAAGACGCAGACAAGCAGAACAUUAUUCUUUCUGGAGAAGAACAGUCUUACAUCAAGGAUUGUAAUGUGAAGGAAUAAUAAGGAGGAGUAACAAGACCUAUGUCAGCAGCAUCUUACAGGCUUCUGAAUCUAAAGGGGGUCCAGAAGGAGCUGACUUGGUGUCUCUUCUUCAAACAGCAGGCCUCUAUGCUUUACGCCUCUGCUUUGACCUCUAUUGACCUCCAUCCUGACUCCCUUUCUCUACACAGAAGGUUAUAAUAACUGCUCUCUCUGCACUGCUGGAGAAUACAGAAGAAAACUGUCACCGCUGUCUGAACUACUUUCUUGGAAUUGUUGGGAAAUUUACAACAAGCAGGUUCUCAAUUUUCAUUAUCUUUCAAACUAGUAACUCAAACUGCUGGUGUUCUGCCACCUAUGUUCUACCAUGGCACAUAUUUAGAACAUUGUCUAAAAGUCUAUAUUUGAGGCAUAUAGACGCUCGAAAGAGAGUAAAAUGUUGGAAAAUGUUUAUUCUGUUUUCAAUGAGCUAUUUGUGUCUACUUUUAGAGCUUCUUGAUCUAUUCCUGCUGUCCUUCAGAAAAGCCUAAUUUUGGACUACAUUUUCCAUUCAAUAGGGAAUCUCCAUUUAGAAUGCUAUAUAGUCCAGGCUGUGUAGUCCAGCCUUAAUCCCUGUUCAGCAAAACGACCCUAUGAGUAGAAGCUGUUACUGUUCAAAAAUCUCUGAUUGUGGCUUCCACAUCAUUUAUAUUUUUUAUAUUUUAAACUUUCUUAACUGUACAACACCAAUGUGCAUUAUUCAUGUUAUCCAUGGCCACACCUUUAUGUCUUCUUUGAAUACUCCAGAAUAUUUCAGAAACUGCUUUACUUAUGCAAGCAAGUAAAAUUGUGAGGA
Molecule: messenger RNA, 3873 nt
Organism: Colossoma macropomum (tambaqui)
Lineage: Eukaryota; Metazoa; Chordata; Actinopteri; Characiformes; Serrasalmidae
Gene: tlr22
Product: toll-like receptor 22
Exons: 3
Coding region: 150-3059 (969 amino acids)
Biological process (GO): toll-like receptor signaling pathway; immune response; inflammatory response
Cellular component (GO): membrane
Molecular function (GO): protein binding; transmembrane signaling receptor activity
Source: RefSeq, a predicted model, not a curated record